UCGUAGUUGUCCAGGUAUUCCCUUUGUCACUUUCCAACUGGGUGGUAUUAAUUGUACGAUAUUCUGUCAGCUAUGAGUUAAAUUGUUUUUUUAGAUAGUUGUAUUUUUUUAAAGCAGAGGCGGUUAAAAGACAAACAUCGAACACGCUAAUUCACACAAAGUCGUUCUCACUGGCAAGCUCGUUUGAUAACCUCUCUCCUUAAGGACUUUAAUAAUAAAGAUUUAUGGGCAUCUUUAAUACGGUUGCCAAAUGUUCACCGUUGGUCUACUUCUGUUUGGAGAUUAUGAAGCUGCGUGGCCGACCUUUCACCCAGUUAGUCAGACAUUGCUGUGUCCCUAAAUGCCCUCCUCUUCAUCAGCUGCAGACCUCCACAGCAUUUCUAAACAUUUCAUGGCAUAGCAGCUUGAGUGAAACAAGGACGUGGUUCUGAUGUAUCAGUGUUCCCAUCCUGAAAAGCUAAAAUGGCUUCCUCGCAGAUCCGCCUGAAAAUCCUCCCCAGCGUUCGCUGCUUCUUUGAUAAACUAGUACACGUCAAAGUUGAAGGACUCGCUCCUCAUAAACCAGUUGAAUUGAGAUCCAAACUGGUGGAUGACAGAGGGGUAACUUUUAAGGCUUCAGCACUGUACAAAGCAGAUGAAACUGGCCUGGUGGAUGUUUCCCGUGCACCUUCACUGGGAGGGAGUUACACUGGAGUAGAGCCCAUGGGGUUGUUUUGGUCCCUGGCACCAGAGACUCCACACAAUAAACUCCUGAAGAAGAACGUGCUCACCCCGACACAGGUACAGAUAGAAGCACUGAGCAGGGACACAGGUGAGAUUUUAGCGUCUGAAACCAAUGAGAGAGAAUACAUGACAGAAGGGAUGAAAAGGAUACCUGUGGAAGAGGGAAAAAUACGAGGAGUGCUCUUCAUACCACCAGGAAAGGGUCCAUUUCCAGGAAUAGUAGAUUUGUACACAUAUGGUGGAGGUCUUUCUGAGCCCAGAGCGAGCAUUCUGGCAAGCAGAGGCUACGCUGUUCUUGCACUGGCCUAUUUAGGCUACAAGGAUCUACCAAAAAAAGUUGACAAGUUGGAUCUGGAGUACUUUGAAGAAGCUGUGACUAUUCUAAGAAGACAACCAGAGGUCAAAGGGCCUGGAAUUGGCAUCAUAUCGAUCUCUCACAGUGGCGGUAUUGCUUUGGCAAUGUCAUCCUUCCUCUCUGGGAUCUCUGCGACAGUCUGUAUCAAUGCCUGUAACGCCAACACAGUAAUUCCUGUACACUACAAAGGCCUUGUUAUACCUCCACUUCCUCCUGUCAUUGAAAAUGUUAAAUUCUUAGACUCUGGGGCUUUGAGUAUACGUGAUGCCACACCGGAUCCUUUGUUGGAGGAGAACAGAGCCUCUUUGUUCCCAAUCGAACGUGCCAACUGCCAGUUCCUGUUUGCCGUUUCUGAAGACGACCACAACUGGACCAGUGGGUUUUUUGCCAACCAAGCAGUGGAAACGCUGAGGAAGCACGGGAAAAAGUCUUACGAGCUGGUGACUUACCCAAAAGCUGGUCACUUUUUGGAAGUCCCACACAUGCCGUAUUGUGCGUCAACGUUUCAUGGCGCAGUAGGAAUGCCCGUGGUGUUUGGUGGGGAGCCAAAAGCCCACUCGGAGGCUCAGCUGGACCUGUGGGAGCGAGUCCAGGAGUUCUUCAAGAGCCACUUAGUCGACAAGAGCACUUGUUAGCAAGCAGUGCGGCAUCAAGCGUAUCAAGCAUCCUAGAACUGCCAUCAGCUCUGCUUGACCCUGCCUUCAGUUUCUAAUGAAUUACAUCACCUUUAAUGAUAUCUAAUGUAUUCUCAUCUUAAAUCGACACAGGAUGCCUCUAUUAACUUUCAUGUGUGCUUUGGAUUGCGGAACACUGCAGCAUUUGCAGAGAUUUAGUACCUUUUCAGUAGUAGAUUGAUUCUAUCAAUGACUCUUCUGUUCAAAUGAAAAGUAACACUAAGGCAAGGCAGUGGGCCGACGUGAACAACACCAGAACCUUGAAAGUGAUGAUCUGAAUUAAAUGCAGCCAUUAUUACUGUGAGGAAAACAAGAUAUCUUUCACAGCCUGCCAAAAUAAAAUCUCUCUGAAUGACUCAUUUAUUUUAGUUGUAGGAAUCGGUUAGAUCAGCUAAAAUUGUAUUUUUUUGUUCGAGUUUUACCAUAUUCAGUUUUCUAAUGAACUAAGUUUUCAAUUCAUCUGAUUGUUUAAAGAAAUGCAUGAAUAUAUAAUAAAGGUAGUGAAA
Messenger RNA from Cheilinus undulatus (humphead wrasse), 2258 nucleotides. RefSeq names its product acyl-CoA thioesterase 20 (gene acot20). NCBI's taxonomy places the organism in Eukaryota, Metazoa, Chordata, Actinopteri, Labriformes, Labridae. The record is from RefSeq and is a predicted model, not a curated record. The coding region runs from base 463 to 1713 and encodes 416 amino acids. Gene Ontology annotation, molecular function: fatty acyl-CoA hydrolase activity. Gene Ontology annotation, biological process: fatty acid metabolic process; acyl-CoA metabolic process. The transcript is spliced from 4 exons.